Limulus polyphemus (Atlantic horseshoe crab) is the source of this 4360-nucleotide messenger RNA. RefSeq names its product probable ATP-dependent RNA helicase DDX4. Gene Ontology annotation, cellular component: nucleus; P granule. Gene Ontology annotation, biological process: gamete generation; cell differentiation. Bases 124 to 4170 code for a protein of 1348 amino acids. The record is from RefSeq and is a predicted model, not a curated record. The transcript has 29 exons. Gene Ontology annotation, molecular function: RNA binding; ATP binding; RNA helicase activity. Lineage: Eukaryota; Metazoa; Arthropoda; Merostomata; Xiphosura; Limulidae.
UACACGUUAUGUGGGUUGUGCAAUAUACGUUGAUUUUUGAGUGACUGCAGAAGAAAUGGAGCUUGGGCUUGGGAAUAUAUGAUCUAAAGAUAAUAAAAGAAAAUAGAGAAAAACUACAACAAAAUGAUGACAGAAGAAUCCAGCUUACCCAUGGAACUGAAUGGUUAUGACAGCCAGGAUGAGAGGCCUCCAGAAAGAUGGGCUCCAGUCGGAGCUAGUGAACUUGAUAUGCCAUCUUGUUCCUAUGAUUAUUUUGGGGUAUUGAGUGAAGCAGAACGUCUCCAUCAUCUGGAAGAGGAGCAAGAACAACUAAAUUCUUCACUUAUUGCUCUCACAACACACUUUGCUCAAGUUCAGUUCAGGCUAAAGCAAAUUGUUGAUGCCUCUGCUGAAGAAAAAGAAGUACUUUUGAAAGAGCUGGAAGAGUUUGCAUUUAGGGGAGUUCCUGACAUAAGAGAUUACAAAUCAGGAUCUGAACUUCUUGUUUUGCAGACAGAACAAGAAUGUGAAGAGAAGCUAGCUCAACAGAGGAAAAAGCAGAAAGAACUAAUUGAUCAACUCAAGGAACAGCUUGAAGAUCUAGAGAAAUAUGCUUACGAGACAGGUGAGGCUGGUAUGCCACAGAGUAUGAUCAUGGAAAGGCAGUCUGUGAUUAUAGAACAACUAAAGGGGAAACUCCCAUUAGACUUAGAGAAAUUGGAUACUCUCAGUCCAGAAGAACUCCGAAGUCAUGUGGAUAAAGCCAUUCGGGAGCUGGUUUACCCUGUUAAGAUGAAAGAACAACUAGUUAACCAACUGAAAACACAGAUAUCUGAUCUGGAAAGGUUUAUUGAAUUUGUUCAAGGAGAAGCCACAGUGGAGGGAAAACCAAGAUGCACUUGCAACUGUCCUAUUCAUGGCCGGACUGUCUCCAUUGAUACUUCUGACAUAGGUAGUGGAUGUUGUUCACCAACCCAGCAAUACAGACGUAACCUGAGAGAUCAGCACAAUUACCCCAAGGAUAUGCAUAACAGAGGUGUCAAAAUCAUUAGGAGAGCCUUGAUGUUGUUGCAGAUGUUCACACUUGCUCAGUUUGGUUGUGGAGAUAAGACUUUCCAUAAAAACAUGCUGAAAAAGACAGAGAAGGGAAACCACUGGGGAGACCUGCGAGCUAACUUAGAAGUAGCUAUCACCAAAGUUGCCGAGUUAGGAGCUCAACAAGAGCCACAGAAUAUUGAUAGUGAUUACACUAGUGAUUCUGAAGAUACUCCAGCAAUUUUCUGUAAUGAAAAGUUAACAGCAGCUGUAAGAAAAGAUUUAGCCAGUGCCAUAAGGGAUUUAUUACAGCAUGGGUUAAUGCCUAUAGGACAGAGCACUAGUUUGGUGCCUAUCGGCUGUUUUCCUGUGCGAUCAGGAGCAGCAGCAUCUAAAAUGAUGCAUUCAUGGGAUCUGGUGCUAAAAUAUUAUGAACUAAAGAAUGGGAAACAGUACAACACCUCUCCAGCUAGGAAACUGUCUCAGAGUUUUAACCUUGAAAUUGUAGGAGGAACUGCUAUAACUCCAAAACAGACCCUCUUGGGAGCCAUAGACAACAUCAUAUGCACCCACACACCUUUAAAGAGGAGUAAGGAUUCCCAUUUCAAAGCUUUUAUUUGCUAUGCUUUGAAUGAGAAAAAAUUGGUGUCAUGGUUAAGACUUAUUUUGAGAAGCCGUACUUUGAUUGAAAGGUACUAUCAGCCAUGGAGCUAUGUUGUUAAGACAGGUUCACUUAAAAUGAGUGAUACGUGGGAUGAUGUGGACAGUGGUCCAACUCAAGAUCUGCACACAUUUUCUGUGAAUACAUCUGUAAAUAAGCCUGCUGAGCAAAGUUACAAGUCCUUAGGAGGAGUAGGGAUUGGUCGAGGGAGAGGUUUUGGCAAUAUGGCAUUUCUCAAAAAAUCCCUACCUAUUGUUGGUCAAGAGGCUUCAGACUGGGGCAGCAGUCAUACUAAUGGUCACGGCGGUAGUAAUUGGAAUGAAGAUUAUCAAACCUCGUCGUACAGAGCUGAAUGGAAUCCACAAUCUGAUGGAAAUCACACUUUUAAGCCUAGAAAUGGUGAGAACAGUGUAUCUGGUGGUAGAAUUGGUAACAGAUAUAGUUCAACAGAUGACAGUGAAAGAGAAAUUCCUCGAGGUGGAGGCACUGGUGGUCGUUCAAACAGAGCUUGCUACAAAUGCAAUGAAGAAGGUCACAUGAGUAGAGAUUGUCCAAAAAAUGAUGGAUCAAGACGGACUGAAGGAAAAGGAUGUUUUAAAUGUGGUGAAAAUGGACACAUGUCACGAGACUGUCCUAAUGCCGGUGGUGACAGAAAAAGUAAAUCUGGUUGUUUCAGGUGUGGUGAAGAUGGACACAUGUCACGAGACUGUUCUAAUGCUGGUGGUGACAGAAAAAGUAAAUCUGGUUGUUUCAAGUGUGGUGAAGAUGGACACAUGUCACGAGACUGUCCUAAUGCCAGUGGUGACAGAAAAAGUAAAUCUGGUUGUUUCAAGUGUGGUGAAAAUGGACACAUGUCACGAGACUGUCCUAAUGCUGGUGGUGACAGAAAAAGUAAAUCUGGUUGUUUCAAGUGUGGUGAAGAUGGACACAUGUCAAAAGAUUGUAAAAAUCCUGACAACCGUGUUGGAUAUGAUGGAAAACCAAGAGAAGCACCUUAUGUUCCACCUGAGCCCACAGAAGAUGAGAAUGAGUUAUUUGAAGGUGUACCACAGGGAAUUAAUUUUGCUAGGUACGAAGAGAUUCCUGUGAAACUGAGUGGUAGUAACGCUCCUAGCCCGAUCAACAGCUUUAAAGAUAUGGGUUUUCGAGAAACUGUCACAAAAAACUUAAGGAGAUGUAAAUAUGAUAAGCCAACACCGGUGCAGAAAUAUGCUAUUCCCAUCAUUAAAGCAAAACGGGACUUGAUGGCUUGUGCUCAGACGGGUUCUGGAAAGACGGCUGCCUUCCUCUUACCAAUGAUUCAAGAGAUGCUUGAUUCGUCAGAACUUCCAAACCCUUCUUUUAAGACUGUGCAAGAGCCGUUAGCGAUUGUGAUUUCACCAACACGUGAAUUAGCGAUACAGAUUUUUAAUGAAGCAAGAAAAUUUGCACAUGACAGCAUAAUAAAGACAGAGUUGGUGUAUGGGGGAACAUCGGGUGGCUACCAGCUUCAAAGAUUAUCAAGAGGAUGUCAUAUCCUUGUUGCUACACCUGGCAGGUUGUUGGAUUUUGUUGAACGUGGAAAGGUGGCUUUUUCCCAAGUCCGCUAUCUAAUCUUAGAUGAAGCUGACAGAAUGUUAGACAUGGGUUUUAUACCUGCUGUGAAAAAAAUGGUGGAUGAUCCUUCUAUGACUGUGAAGUCGGGACGACAGACUCUCAUGUUUAGUGCCACAUUCCCUGAAGAAAUACAGCGACUAGCAGCAGACUUUCUUAAGCCAGAUUAUUUAUUUUUAGCAGUUGGUGUUGUUGGCUCUGCUAAUAUGGAUGUGGAGCAAAACUUCUACCAAGUCCAGCAAUAUGACAAGAGGCAGAAACUCAUGGAAAUAUUAAAUGAUUCAGGAACUGAUCGUACACUAGUGUUUGUUGGGCAGAAGAGGACUGCUGAUUUCAUAGCAUCAUACAUGUCUCAGAAUGGGUUUCCUACAACCAGCAUACAUGGUGACCGACUACAGAGAGAAAGAGAGGAAGCUUUGACUGAUUUUAGAACUGGCCGAAUGCCAAUACUGGUUGCUACUGCAGUUGCUGCCCGAGGAUUGGACAUCAAGGAUGUGAGACAUGUUGUAAACUAUGAUUUGCCUCAAGAAAUUGAUGAAUAUGUUCACCGAAUUGGGCGCACAGGUCGUGUAGGAAAUAUUGGGAAAGCAACUAGUUUUUAUGAUUCUUCUGUUGAUUCUGCUUUAGCUAGGCCUUUAUUAAAGAUAUUGGCUGAGGCCAACCAAGAAAUUCCUCCAUGGCUAGAAGAAGAAGCUAAAUAUGCAACUGGUACUGGUGUGCCAUCUGUUGGAGGAGGUCGGGGCCGAUAUGGAGCUCGUGACUUCCGUGCAAAGGGAGCUUCUAAAAGAAAUGAUGACUGGGAAACCAAGGAAGAUGUUAUGUCCACGUAUGGAGGACCACCUUCUAUUAAUUACUCGGAGAACUUUAGCUCACCAGUUGUUGAUGAAGAAGAAUGGGGCUGAACAACCACCAAGUGAAGAGAUAUUCAAGAUAAAAGUUCCAACUAACUUCUGUUUUUUAAGUUGAUAAAGGUGACUUAAAUGUGUAUAAAAGUUUUCCAUUUGAAUAAUUUCUUAUACUUAGAAACUUUUAUUGUGUUUGUCAAGACUGUAUUUUAUCGCUAUAAAGUCAGUAAAAUAUUUUUGUUUUGUA